AUGUCUGGAUCAUAUAGACGACCUUAUCAAUCAUCUGGACCUUCGCAUAGACAAUACCAAUAUAACCAGCAGCAGAGACCCUAUGCUAAUCAGUAUAAUGGGAGAAGGAAUAACUAUGACUUCUAUAAUGACCAUAGACAAGGUCAUUAUGGGGGGCAUUCUUAUAACAGUUCUUAUGGUGGUAAUGGGUACCCUUAUCGCCAUGGGAUGAGCAAUAGCCCUAUGCAUAGCAAUAACAGUAGUAAUAGUAGCAAUAGUAAUAAUAAUAAUAACAACAAUAAUAAUAUUAAUAACAUUCAUAAUACUGACAAUGGUGGUGCCAUGGAUAGUAAUGAUUAUUACAACUCUAUUGGUGAUAUACGGUCUUACAGUGGAGUAUCAAGGAAUAAUGAGAGCAAGGAAUUUUUGAAAUUAGUUAGACCUCAACCUGUAAUACGUUAUGAUACCAAUUUUUAUAAAUCAAAGUAUCAUUAUUUUGAUCCUGUUACUAAAAUGUUAAUACACCAACAAGAGAUGUCCAAUUGGAGGAAUAAUGAAGAAAUGCCCACAAAUGGAUUUGUACUAGUACAUGAAAACCAUAACGGCGCUAUUCGUUCAAUAAUGAGAGGGAUUGAUUAUAAUGGAUGUUCAAAAGAUCCAAGAACGUCAUCAAAUUUCACUUCUAAUACCUCUAGAAGCAAAGUUAAAAAUACCUUAAAGACAUUACCUUCAAUACCAUAUGAUAAAUUUUCCGUUGGCCCUCCACCUCCAACUGAGAUCGUAAUCUAUCCAGCCUCAACAAUUAACAUGAUCUCGGAAUUAUCUGUUAAAAACUAUUUUAAAGAGUUUGGUGAAAUUUCACAUUUUGAAGUAUUCAAUGACCCAAACAGUGCAUUGUCGUUAAACGUUUACCUUGUGAGAUAUAACAGUCCUGAUGGGAAAUUAAAAAACGCCAUUAAAGCAGCUAAGUACGCAGUUCAAAAACAUGAGGAAAAGGGAUGUUCGAUAUUGGGUUGUCAUUUCAACGUUGUUCUAAACAAAGACAACGUUAUCAAAUCGAUAAUUUCUAAAUUCGUCCAAGAGAAUUUAAAGAAAGCAAAAGAUAUAAACAUUGAUGAACGAAAUAAGAAUGAUAAAGAAAGAAAAAUUGUAGAUAUCGCUCCAAAAAAUAACUUUCAGGAUAGAAGAAUUCCUCUCGAUAUAAAAGAUAUUGUAAAUAAUAGACCUGUGUUAUUUGUACCAAAAAGUUUUACAUCAAUCCAUAGUUUUAGAGUAGAAGAUUUUAAGCUAAAAUUGAGAAAAUAUAGAUGGGCUAGAAUCCUAGACCACCAAGCUGGCAUAUAUAUAGUUUUCAAUGAUCUGGUCCAUGCCAGGAGUUGCAUGAAUGCAGAAUCUGGUAUUAUGACUUUGAUAUCAAGAUCAAGAAAUAUCCCAAUUGAGGUUAGAUUAAAAUUAUUAGCACCAGAACCAAUCCCAACACCAGUUAGUAAACCAACAAAGUCGAUAGUGGGAGAACUCAAAUUUCCAACCAAACCUGCAGCAAAGGUUUACAGUUCAAAAAAGGAUAUAGUUGCAACAGCUAUGAAAAUGAUCACUAGAGAUUUGGAAAAUGCCUUGAGUAUAGAUAUAAGAAGAAAAAUUAUCGGUCCAGUAGUAUUCGAUGGAUUAAAUUCUUCGAAUUAUCCAGAAUUGGUAAAAAAGAAAGAACUUAAUGAACUAGAAAAACUAAACAAGAAAAAGGAUCUAGAAACUAAAAAAACAGAAGCUAAAGAAGAAAGAAGUAAGUUUGAUUUGUUUGAUCUUUAUGGUGGAUAUGUUAAAAGUAAUAAGAAGAGACGCGCUUCAGAUAAUUUGGAAAAGGCAAAUAGAAAAAGAAGAGGUUCCAUUGAUAACAAACCAACAGCGCAUAUGCUCAAUGAAGAUACCAUAUCUAAGGAAUCUACACCUCUGGAGUAUUCGGCUUCUCUAUCAAGAUUUUCUGGAGACGAAGCAUUGUUAUCUGAGGAAUCUUCUAUUGAAUCAGAAGAUGAAGUGACAGAAAGCACCAAAAGUGAAGAAGAAACUAUUAAGGAAGAAGAGACAAAAUUUGAUGAGGAAAAGGAAGCUGGAAUAGGAAAAGAACUAAAUGUGGAAGAAAAAGAAGGAGAGGAAGAAGAGUUUUCGCAUGCCAAGGUUGAAAAUGAACUAUCGAAUCAAAUAUAUGCCCCAAUUGCAUCAGUCUAUCCUGAACCAGUUUAUUCUUAUGAAUUGUUCGAGCUUGAAAGUGAAUCUGCUGUUAUUUCGGUAGAAGAUUUGCAAAGUGUUGUAAAGGAUGAGGAAGAUAUGAAGUAUUUGAGAAAAGUCUGUGAAACUGAUUCUAUUCCUACUGUCUCUGCUCAAAUUGCCGCUUCAUUUGAAUAUGAACUAUGGAAACUGCGUAGAUUCAAUAAGAUGAAAGCUAAGAUAUCGGAAAAACAUUUAGAACUUAAUGAAGUUCCAUAUGAUUCAUCUUUGGAUAAUGGUGACAAAGCUUUUAAGGCGGUUGGCUUCAAGAAAGUUCCAGAUAGAAUCAAAUCAUGCUAUCUACCUCAUCGUCGUAAAUUGCACCAGCCUUUGAAUACAGUCAAUAUUCAUAAUGAUACUUUGGAGAAACAACGUAGUAAUCAAGCAGAUGAUAUGGAUAAGGCUGAUAGUUCUGAAGUAAGUGCUGAAGUUUCAUCUUCAAGAGUUAAUAGGGCUAUAAAUAGAAGGUUCCAACAAGAUAUCGAAGCUCAAAAAGCCGCAAUUGGUACAGAAUCCGAACUUUUGUCAUUGAAUCAAUUAAACAAACGUAAGAAGCCAGUUACAUUUGCUCGCUCAGCAAUUCACAACUGGGGUUUAUAUGCAUUAGAGCCUAUUGCUGCAAAGGAAAUGAUCAUCGAAUAUGUGGGGGAACGUAUCAGACAGCCGGUAGCAGAAAUGAGAGAAAGAAGGUACAUUAAAAACGGUAUUGGUUCGAGUUAUUUAUUCAGGGUAGACGAAAAUACUGUCAUAGAUGCGACGAAAAGGGGAGGUAUUGCAAGAUUUAUCAAUCAUUGUUGCGAUCCAAGCUGUACUGCUAAAAUUAUUAAAGUGGGUGGUAUGAAAAGAAUCGUCAUCUAUGCGUUACGUGAUAUUGCUUCAAAUGAAGAAUUGACUUACGAUUAUAAAUUCGAGCGUGAAAUGGAUGACAAAGAAAGGCUACCGUGUCUAUGUGGUGCCGCAACUUGUAAAGGUUUCUUGAAUUAA
Messenger RNA from Vanderwaltozyma polyspora DSM 70294, 3225 nucleotides. RefSeq names its product histone methyltransferase SET1 (gene SET1). NCBI's taxonomy places the organism in Eukaryota, Fungi, Ascomycota, Saccharomycetes, Saccharomycetales, Saccharomycetaceae. Gene Ontology annotation, molecular function: protein binding; histone H3K4 methyltransferase activity. Bases 1 to 3225 code for a protein of 1074 amino acids. The record is from RefSeq and is a predicted model, not a curated record. Gene Ontology annotation, cellular component: Set1C/COMPASS complex. The transcript has a single exon.